AUGUUCAUCGCGCUCUUCAAUUUGAUGAACUUUGCCUCUAGUAGCUAUGAACUCAUCGUGCAGAACUCCUUGGACCCCAAUGCGACUGUUGCCAGGCGAGGUUUGCUGCAUCGCUACCCAUCUUUCCUGACCACAAAAGUCCAGCCCAAAUGCCAGCCCGUCACGUUGCCAGUAAACAGCGAUUUCUUCACCAACAACGCGGCUCUGACGUACACGUUGACAAGUGUUUGGGAGAGAGGGAAAGAAGGUCAGCGAGUCAUUUCGCCGGCUCUAACCUAUCACCGGAACAUUCUGCAGAACUGCUCUGUCCAUUCUGUGGAAAUCGACUUUGAUUCGCUAGACAGAGCCGGAAAACAGAUUGGCUUUUGCGAAUGGGGCGCCGUGCUGCGGUCGUACAUUACGUGCAAGACUGAUACACCAGCUGGAGAAGUCUUCUUCAAUAUGACACAGACCUACGACUACGUUCCUGACACCAUUUCCUUCGACAGUCUGCACAAGUUCCAAGGGACAGGUUUCCUGAGUCGUAACAGGACAACUCAAGCUAGCCUCUGGUGGGGCGAGUCAUUAAUGCCUACAUUCUGGGGAGAAGUCACACUGAUGCUGCAGGAUCAGAGGGGCGCUAUCAAAGACGACGAUGACAAGAUAGGACUCAACAAGGGGACUGUUUCUUUCACGAUCAAUGAUACAUACUCUAAUAUCGAAGACCCCGGCGUCUUCAGCCUCGACUACCGAUUCUACGGCAGUAAGAUCUACGAAGUAGCCUGCUGUCCCAAUUUACCACUCCCUUUAACAGCAAAGGCCCUAGAUAGGAGCGAUACUUAUUCAAACGUUUGGUUAAAAGCAGACUCGCUGGGAAAAGCGGCGUACUCGGCAAUCCUCGUUGAUCUUGGCCAGAAAGCAGCCCCCAAGUCCAACAUCCUUACCGAUGCAAAGUUGCUGACGCGUUACACGGAGAACUUGUCAACGACCCGCAUGGCGAAUCUGAGAUCAGGUCCAGCGAAUGACAGUUACAGCGCAUUGCAGAAAACGACGGGAAAAUUGGGUAUUAUACCGUCUCUGUCAUCGCUACGACGUACAUCUGUCAGGUCCCGAGGCUCAAGCCGGCAGGGAAUCUUAUCGUUGCUAUCAUUGUAG
Molecule: messenger RNA, 1134 nt
Organism: Fusarium verticillioides 7600
Lineage: Eukaryota; Fungi; Ascomycota; Sordariomycetes; Hypocreales; Nectriaceae
Exons: 1
Coding region: 1-1134 (377 amino acids)
Source: RefSeq, a predicted model, not a curated record